ACCAUGUGGUUCCUUUGGGGCACAAUUCUGAUUACUCAAGUUUGUUGGAAGAAGUUUGUGCUCAUUUGGAGAGAGAUACACACACAGUUAGGGCUCCGAAGAGAGAAGAAGGAAAAGACGCAACUUUCCCCUUCAUUUUUUUUAUUCAGGUAACCCAGAGCGCUUAUUUAUUUAUUUUUUUUUCUGAAGGAAAGCGCAAACAACAAACUUUGAGGCAGCGCGCUGAAUUUGGAGACGCAUUUUGGGGGGGAAGAGAACUCAACGAUCCCGUUCGAAUUGGAUGUGAAAAGCGGCUAAGGGUGUUAGACAGAGCCAGAGGAAUGUAUCAAAAUCGGGCCGCGGUGCGGGAACGUCUGUGGAGAUGUCCAGCCUGCGCUCUGUGGAUCUCCCUGCUGCUCCAAGGCGUGCUGGACCUGAGCGCGUCCGGAUCAGAGCUUCCCCAGGACCUCAGUGUACUUGCUGCCACCUCGUGGAAUGCCACAGAAGGGGCAUUUAUCCGUCUUGAAGCUCCCAUGAACAACAUAACAACGUCGCUGGGUCAAACUGCAGAGCUUAUUUGCCGCGUCUCCGGGAACCCGCAGCCUGUCGUGCGUUGGCUGAAAAACGAUGCCCCAGUGGUGCAGGAGCCGAGGCGGGUCUCCUACCGGUCCAUGCCAUACGGAUCACGCCUGCGGAUCCGCAACCUGGACACCACAGACACAGGCUACUUCCAGUGCGUUGCAACCAACGCGCAUGGUACCGUUUCCACAACAGGAGUUCUGUUUGUCAAAUUUGAUCCACUCCCUACACCUCUAUCAGGAAGGCCAACGGUGGAUCUGAAUGAAGAUGGAUUCUGCCAGCCAUACAGAGGCAUAGCCUGUGCUCGUUUCAUCGGAAACCGCACCAUCUAUGUCGAUUCCCUGCAGAUGCAGGGGGAGAUUGAGACUCAAAUCACAGCUGCCUUCACCAUGAUUGGAACUUCCAAUCACUUGUCCGAUCGUUGCUCCCAGUUUGCCAUCCCCUCACUUUGCCACUUUGCCUUUCCAACAUGCGACCGGACCUCAGGCAUUGACAAACCUCGAGACCUUUGUAAGGACGAAUGUGAAAUCCUGGAGAAUGAUUUAUGCAAGACGGAGUACAUCAUCGCCCGUUCCAACCCCAUCAUACUGAAAAGCCUAAAACUGCCGAAUUGUGAUGAGCUAGCUGCCUUCGACAGUCCAAAGGCAGCCAACUGUUUAAGGAUUGGAAUUCCCAUGGCUGAACCCAUUAACAAGAGUCACAAGUGUUACAACAACACUGGGGCAGAUUACAGAGGGACAGUGAGCGUGACCAAAUCAGGCCGUCAGUGUCAGCCAUGGAACUCGCAGUAUCCUCACAGCCACACCUUCCUGGCUGUCCGUUAUACAGAGCUGAACGGGGGCCACUCUUACUGCCGCAACCCGGGGGAUACCCAUGAAGCUCCCUGGUGCUUCACGCUGGAUGAAAGUGUCCGCAUGGAGCUCUGUGACAUUCCAAUCUGUGACCAUAAAGACAUGUCAGGUGGCAGCAUUGAUAUCCUCAAGAUUUUAGUUCCCAGUGUGUCGAUCCCGUUGGCCAUAGUUUUGCUCUUCUUCUUCAUCUGUGUGUGCCGCAACAACCAGAAGUCUUCCAGGCCUCCAGCUGCUCGUCCACCGAAACCAGUCCGAGGUCAAAACGUUGAGAUGUCUAUGCUCACAACUGCCUACAAACCAAAGAGUAAAGCCAAAGAGCUUCCCCUGUCAGCGGUGCGUUUCAUGGAGGAGCUUGGGGAAUGCACGUUGGGGAAGAUCUACAAGGGUCAUCUGUACCUGCCAGGGAUGGACCAGGCGCAGCUUGUGGCCAUUAAGACUCUAAAAGAUAUUUCCACCACCCAGCAGUGGACAGACUUCCAACAGGAGGCCACCGUCCUGACCGAGCUUCAGCACCCAAACGUGGUCUGUCUGCUCGGUGUGGUUACCCAGGAGCAGCCGGCCUGCAUGCUGUUUGAGUUUCUGCCACAAGGGGACCUCCACGAGUUUCUGAUCAUGCGUUCACCGCACUCUGACGUCGGCUGCAGCAGCGAUGAGGACGGCACUGUAAAAUCCAGCCUGGAUCAUGGAGACUUUCUGCAUAUGGCCAUACAGGUUUCUGCAGGGAUGGAAUAUCUAGCCAGUCACUUCUACAUCCAUAAAGACCUCGCAGCCAGGAACGUUUUAGUCGGUGAGCAGCUCCAUGUGAAGAUUUCUGACCUGGGUCUCUCCAGAGAGAUCUACUCCUCCGACUACUACUGCAUCCGGCCUAAGACUCUGUUGCCCAUCCGCUGGAUGCCCCCUGAGGCCAUCGCCUACGGGAAAUUCACCACAGACUCGGACAUCUGGUCAUUUGGGGUGGUGCUGUGGGAGCUCUUCAGCUACGGCCUGCAGCCCUACUACGGCUUCUCCAACCAGGAAGUGAUGGAGAUGGUGAGAAAGAGGCAGCUGCUGCCCUGCCCUGAGGAUUGCCCACCAAGGUUUUAUGGCUUGAUGACAGAAUGCUGGCAGGAAGGACCCACACAGCGACCGCGCUUCAAAGACAUCCACAGCCGCCUGCGAGCAUGGGAGGGGCUGUCUUCCCAUGCCAGCUCCAGCACGCCCUCUGGUGGAGGAGGCAAUGCCACCACCCAGACAACCUCGCUCAGCGCCAGUCCUGUCAGCAACCUCAGCAACCCCCGUUUUGCCACCGCCGCUGGGUACCUCUACCCCGCCCAGGCCAUCCCUGGGCCUGGACAGAUGGCUCAAAUUCCAGCCUGGACGCCGAUGGCUGUGCCCCAAACCCAUCAGCGCUUCAUCCCUGUCAAUGGAUACCCCAUCCCACCAGGGUACGCGGCCUUUCCAGCUCACUUUGCAGCUCCGGCUCCGCCCACAAGAGUAAUCCAGCACCAUCUUCCGCCUCCUAAGAGCCGCUCGCCUAGCAGUGCCAGCGGCUCUACCAGCACAGGUCACGUCAGCGGGGUGCCUUCCACCACGGGUUCCAACCAUGAGGCCAACACGCCGCUGCUGUCGCACUGCGUCAUGCCGGGAAACGGCGGAGGGCAGGGCCAGGUUUACGGACAAGUUUCCCAAAAAGGGGUGACGCAGAUUGACCACGGUUCGCAAACUGCAGCUCUACUCACUCCGGACUCUGAUGUGCUGAUGUACAAUGACUCGGUCAUCACCGCAGACCUGUAAACAGGCAAAGGUAUGUUCACUCUCUUCCUGUUCGAGGACCCAUACAUGAGAAGCUCUGCCUCUCAGCCAGGGAGCGCGAAUCACAGUUCAUCUUUGGUCAAAGUGAGACCAGGCAGUUGCAGACUUGUACACACUGCUGGUUGUGCAGAAACGAAAAAAACUUUGCUGCAACUGCAUAAGUAUUGCAAACAGACGUCUGACUUUCCUUACUGUUUAAAGUGUACUUACUAUCAUGGCUUAACAAUGUUACUAUGGUAAUCUCUGUAAAUACAGUACAUAAAAGUGUUGUGUGAAUGAUGAAAAUACGUAUAAAUAUAUAUUCAAAAGAACCUUUUAAGACGCGCAGUGUGAUGGUAAAAAAGAAAAAGUAGCAAGUCCACCCUACAUCCGUUUAAACAGAUUUUAUUUAACCCUGGCAGUGAGUGUCUGUCUCUCUUAAUAGAUUGUUUCAUACAGAGACAUAAACAUUCAUGAGACUUCCUUUGGGUGCCUUGCAGCUAUGCUCCUGAAUACACAUACCGACUCGAGAAAUAAAAUAGUCAAGCAAGACCAACUGUUGGCUUUCAGUGAGAAGAUCAACAUGCUGGUUUCCUACUCCACCCUUUGGAUUCAGGACUCAAGCGUGUCUGGUUGUGUGCCUUCCUGAGAGCUAGCAGUUCUGCAGUGAAAUUUAGAUGGCAUCCACUGGGAUGGAGCUCAUGUUUUAUUGUCAAGGCCAUUCAUCAAAAUCACAGAGAGGGCAUCCCAAUUCAUAACAUAUCCUAGAAAAUGACAGCUGAAUGUUUGCUUUUGUUGUCUCAUGUUGGAUGUUUUCUGUUAACUUACCUAAUUAAUGAGAUUGUUUUCCGUUUUGUCAAAAUUGAGAUUUCUUUGACCACCUUAAAUAACUGUAAAAACCAAACUAUCCCUUUAAACUCUAAUUCCAACACCAACAUUUAGAUAUUCUAUUGACUAAACAUGUUUAGAUGCCUUAUUUAAAAAAGAAAAAAAAAAUCAUUGCUUUCCAGACUUGUAUUUGUGCUUCUUUACUAUUAUUUUUAUGUUUUGAGAAAGGAAUUAUCAUCCAGAAUUGCAAUGUUGGAAGUUGAAUUGUAAAACACAAAGUGUCUCUACCAGAUAACGUCACUUAUUAACCCCAAAAUGUCACUUAAGUAACAUUUUGGGGUCUGCUAUUUAUGUGCGAGAAACAAUAGUAUUAGACGUCAUUGUGUGUUUGAGAGGUGUUUUCUGGCUCUGAAAGAUGUUUUUUUUUCAUUGAUUACAUUCAUGCACCACAUUUUGUUGAUCUAGCAUUUAGUGUUUUGGCAUGCAGGAUAAUAGGUAAGUGACCCUGGAAGCACUGUGGUGGAAAAAUAAAUCAUUUCAAAUGUGUCAAGGUUUCUCCACAUCUAUAUUUAUUUUCAAUGUAUUGAAAAAUGGCUUAGAUUCUAUCUGAUAUUUUUUUCCAAAAUGAAGAAGUAUGUUGUGUAAAUGCUGAACUCUGUCCUCUCUUUUUGUUGGGUGGUGAUGUCAGUUAAUUACUAAAUAUGAAGCCUUUGUUGUACUUUUUUAAGGGUUAUUAUACCUUACGAAGCAGUUUAUCAAUGAUUUUACCGUCAAAAGUCUUCCCUUUUUUGUAUUCGACAAUCCUCAAAAUGUGUAUGUUCAGAUAGAUACUCUCAGCUGUGUGUUCGCGCAAAUGUGUGUGUACGACUAUAAGUCAGCUGCAUUUGAGAGUUUUAAGUGCAGCACAGAAUUUUUACUAACAAAAUAACUUUUGUAUUAAUGCAGAUGAUAAAUAUUAUUCUGUAUUUACUUUGAGGUUUAUUGGUUUCAUUCAGCAUCCUCUUACUGUGAAAAAGGGCUACUGCUUUAACGAUUUCUACAUUAUGAAUUUCAGUAAGAAAAACCGAGUUAACUGUCCAUGAAAUUUUCCACAUUUUGGGGUUUUAAGAACAUAUUUAAUGUUUUGAAGUACAAUAUUGUCUCUGUCUAAGAAGUCUGUCUUUGUAUUUUUGUUUUGUUUCUUAAGUAGACAGAGCUACCUAAACCUGAGUUUGUUCACUUCCACCACAUAACGGAUGUGUGAGUGCAAAAACCACUUGUACACAAGACUGUGAAUCUUUAUCAAGUCUAUUUUUGUUUUGUUUUAUUGGCAAAACCAUCAUAAAUCUGACUUUUUUGUCAUUUACUUUCAAGAACCAACACAGAUUUAUACUCAAGUAAGGUUUACUCGCAUAUUGACCAAGUUAAGCCUUGUCUUUGUAAUUUGUCUGAAUAUUUUUGCACAGGUGCUUUUGUAUUGCAAAAAUCCUUAUUAUUAUUAAAUGAUGUUGGCA
Molecule: messenger RNA, 5500 nt
Organism: Gambusia affinis (western mosquitofish)
Lineage: Eukaryota; Metazoa; Chordata; Actinopteri; Cyprinodontiformes; Poeciliidae
Gene: ror1
Product: receptor tyrosine kinase-like orphan receptor 1
Exons: 12
Coding region: 321-3182 (953 amino acids)
Biological process (GO): positive regulation of kinase activity; cell surface receptor protein tyrosine kinase signaling pathway; multicellular organism development
Cellular component (GO): signaling receptor complex
Molecular function (GO): protein kinase activity; ATP binding; protein binding
Source: RefSeq, a predicted model, not a curated record